Molecule: messenger RNA, 444 nt
Organism: Linum tenue
Lineage: Eukaryota; Viridiplantae; Streptophyta; Magnoliopsida; Malpighiales; Linaceae
Source: the annotation of a GenBank genome assembly
GCCCAUCGAUCCUCUUCCUCCCUCUAUCUCUCUCUCUCCCGUUGCUUCUGCCAUAUCAUAUCGUGUUUGGCUUUGUGGAGUAGAAUGGGAAGUGCUGCUGAAGCGAUUCCGGGUCAUGUUUCCGAACCAACGAUUGAGAUAAAGAUAAAAACACUGGACUCUCAAACCUACACUUUGAAAGUGGACAAGCAGAUAUCGUGUUUGGCUUUGUGGAGUAGAAUGGGAAGUGCUGCUGAAGCGAUUCCGGGUCAUGUUUCCGAACCAACGAUUGAGAUAAAGAUAAAAACACUGGACUCUCAAACCUACACUUUGAAAGUGGACAAGCAGAUGCCAGUUCCGGCUCUGAAAGAGCAAAUUGCCUCUGUUACCGGUGUCUUAUCUGAACAACAACGUCUUAUAUGCCGUGGAAGAGUUCUAAAGGAUGAUCAACUUCUCUCUGCCUAU